Molecule: messenger RNA, 2220 nt
Organism: Microplitis mediator
Lineage: Eukaryota; Metazoa; Arthropoda; Insecta; Hymenoptera; Braconidae
Gene: tum
Product: rac GTPase-activating protein 1-like
Exons: 4
Coding region: 271-2208 (645 amino acids)
Biological process (GO): signal transduction
Source: RefSeq, a predicted model, not a curated record
AACUACACUAGCGCCACUUCUGACUAAGUUUCUAAUAAAAUCACUAGGUUUCAGUACCGUACAAAUCCUUCAGCUCUAUUGGCUUAUUUUAAAUAAAAACAACCAAUAACAAAUCAGGGCAAACGACGCCUCUACCACCAACAGUUCAACAGUUUUUUACGGGUUAACGUCUUAAAUGUUUUAGGCAUCUGUCUAAUAAGUAUUGAAACAAGAACAUUUAAUGUAGUGUUAAAUAAUAAAUUUAUACAGUUGAAUAAUAAUUAAUAUAAAAUGACAUCCUUGUCAAUAAUAGCAACUCACGAUGAGCUUGUACGAUGUACAAAUGUCCUUGUCAAUGGAUCCUGCGAAGAAGAAUUUUUGCAAUUUGCAAUAAAUCAAGAGGAAAUGCGUCAGAAAUGGUUAUCAGCAGUCCAAGAAUGUCAGCGAUUGCAUUCAGCAUUAGAAAAAUCACGGCAUGAAUCAACAGAUCUUGAUCGUAAGUUAAGUCACGCACGUCGUCUUCUGGACGAAGAGAAACGUCGGAGACGUAUUGCUGAGGAGCAACGAAAUUCACUGGAGCGACAAAUAGCAUUGGCACGAGAUUUCUUAUUUAAUGAUGGAGGUAGAAAUUUAAAUGACGAGACACGAGAAAAAUUACAGUUUUUAAACAACACAACUCUUAAUAAUGGACGUCAUAGUGGUAACACAAAUUCAAAGGAAUAUUACAACGACAAAUUGAAUACAAUUGCUGAGCUGGACUCGACGGGGUCGAUUCUGAGUGAUUUAAGUUGUUACUCAAAAUCUGAGGACGAUUUGGAUGCCAGUAUGCUGCUGAAUCAGAAUUUCAAGAAUCGCGAGUGGAAAGAACACAGACCUAGUGGGGAGUAUGGAGGGUCAUCACGUAAACGUCGUAGUACUUUGAAUAAAAUUGCUGAUUUAAAUACUUCUGAUCGUAUUAUCGCAACUACAACUGUUGUGUUACCUAAAGACGGCGCAGUCACUGCGUCAUCUGUCAUUGAAGCUAUUGCUGGUGAUGAAAAUAAUGAUCCACGUGAUAAUGUACUGCACAGUUUACGUAAAAGACGUAAAAGUGGUGACCGUAAGUCAAAAAAAGUUACUGUACCCGAUUAUAACUACAAUAAUGAUGCUGAUGACACUAAGCCAUCAGCGCCAAUGCCUGAUAAUUUUACUUCAGGUUCUGAUAAUGAAAAUGUAUUCAAGCCAAGUCCUAAUAUUGGUGGUUAUACUUUUAACACCAAGUCUAUGAGAGCACACAGUUUUAUUGGUAAAUCUGUCAUUAAACCAGAAACAUGUUCACCCUGUGGUAAGAGAAUUAGGUUCGGUAAAAUGGCUUUGAAGUGUCGGGAUUGUAGAGCUGUUGCUCAUUCUGAGUGCAAGGACUUAGUACCGCUGCCUUGUGUACCCGCUGGUAAUACUCCGAUACAACGUGGUAUUACUGGUACAAUUGCUGAUUAUACACCAAUGAUACCACCAAUGGUACCGUCAAUAGUAGUCCACUGCAUAAACGAAGUGGAAUUACGUGGAAUGAGCGAACAAGGAUUGUAUCGCGUUAACGGUGGUGCCAAUGACGUUAAAUGUUUGAAAGAAAAAUUUUUAAAAAACAAAGGCGUUCCCAAUUUAUCAGAGAUAGACAUUGCGACUAUUUGUUCUACUCUAAAAGAUUUUUUACGGUCACUACGCGAGCCAUUGAUAACCGUAGGCCUCUGGGCAGAUUUCGUACGCGCAACAACGAUAACAGACAAGCAGGAUGCCGAUGCAGCAUUAUAUCAAGCCAUAUCAGAGCUUCCUCAACCAAACCGCGAUACUCUUGCCUUUUUAAUUCUACACUUACAACGUGUAUCAUCUACACCAGAAUGUAAAAUGCCGAUAAGUAAUUUAGCUAAAGUAUUUGGGCCUACUUUAGUGGGUUAUAGUUCUCAAGAACCUUCAGCAACUUCAAUGUUAUCGGAAACAAAAACCCAAGCUGCAAUCGUUGAAAGUUUAUUGAAAAUACCUUCUGAUUACUGGGCUAAUUUUGUAAAUCCCGACUGCAUUAAUGAUAUUGGGACACCACAAAUGGGCGAAUUAAAACACACGCCUUCUACGGAAUCUUUAUUAAAACGUACUGCAUCGCGAGGAUUUUUCAACACACCACUGGCUUCUAGUCGGACAUUUUUAAGGAAAAAUAGAAAAUAUUUUGCCACACCACCACAUAAUAGUGGUAUUUAAAAUUAUUCUAUC